GCGGCCCGAGUUGCGGGAGUUGCGCGGGGGCCGCGGCCCGGGCGAGGCGGCGCCGGGUGCGGAGCAGGGGGCUGCCGGGGGGGCGCCCCGCCGGGACAGCGCCCCGCCGCCGCCUAUGAGGGUGCCGCGGGGCCGGGCGAGCCAUGGACGGCGGCGGCGGGGCGCCGCCCGCCCUGGAGAAGAACGCGGCGGAGCUGACGGUGAUGGACGUCUACGAUAUCGCCUCGGCCGUGGGGCAGGAGUUCGAGCGGGUGAUCGACCAGCACGGCUGCGAGGCCAUCGCCCGCCUCAUGCCCAAGGUGGUGCGGGUGCUGGAGAUCCUGGAGGUGCUGGUGAGCCGCAACCACAUCAACCCCGAGAUGGAGGAGCUGCGCCUGGAGCUCGACCGCUUGCGCCUGGAGCGGAUGGACCGCAUCGAGAAGGAGCGGAAGCACCAGAAGGAAUUAGAACUGGUGGAGGAUGUCUGGAGAGGGGAAGCACAGGACCUUCUUACCCAAAUUGCACAGCUGCAGGAGGAGAAUAAACAACUGAUGACAAACUUGUCUCACAAAGACAUUAAUUUCACAGAAGAGGAAUUUCAGAAGCAUGAAGGAAUGUCAGAGAGAGAGCGACAAGUCAUGAAGAAGCUGAAGGAAGUGGUAGAUAAACAGAGGGAUGAAAUCAGAGCAAAGGACCGGGAACUUGGACUUAAAAAUGAGGACGUAGAGGCUCUUCAGCAGCAACAGAACAGGUUAAUGAAAAUUAACCAUGACCUGCGGCACCGGAUCACCGUUGUUGAGGCUCAGGGGAAGGCGCUGAUUGAGCAGAAGGUGGAGUUAGAAGCAUAUCUGCAAACCAAGGAGCAGGAGAUGGGCAACCUGCGAGCAGAGCUGGGGAAACUGAGGGAAAAACUGCAGGGUGAGGACAGCCAGAAUGGGGAGGAGGAAGUAAAGAGAGAGCCAAACAAUGAUGACUGCCUCUCAGAGUCUGAAAAGAUGGCAAUGGACUUAAAAGAUCCGAAUCGUCCAAGAUUCACCUUGCAGGAGCUCCGGGAUGUCCUUCACGAGAGGAAUGAAUUGAAAUCUAAAGUGUUUUUACUUCAAGAGGAGCUUUUAUAUUACAAAAGUGAGGAGACAGAAGAAGAAACAAGAUCCCCUCAACCUACGCCCAUAAUUCAGUCAAAACCCUCAACUCAGCCUGAAUCUGGAAUCAAACGACUGAUCUUUACAGCCAUAAUGCCCAUGGUAGCAGCUGGAUUGAUUCCAGACGAUCCCACAUUGCAGCCAAUAAGAAGACUUGUGUCCCUUGUUUAGUUUCUUCUCCCGUGAUAAGAAACGUAUGCAGGCGUCACAGAAAAAUGUCCACUUCCAGGAUACUUUCGGAGAAUGGUCAAAUUCAAAUAAAGAUGACUCCUACACUGAACAAGGACAAGAAGCCCUGCAGCACCUGUGACUAAAACCUUGAGGCGUUCAGUUUACCAUAGUAGAUCUCGACAGUCUAGUAAGAAGAAGCUUCUGUAAACAAAUCUGGCAGCUCAUCACUUUUGUUUGCCUUGCACACCUCUGGUUGUGUUUCAGAUGUACUCUUCCAAAGGGAUCCCUCACCGUUUACUUGGUGACUGUUGGCUGGAAACAGAAUCCAAGCUUUGUAGUAACAGUCGCUGAUACCCUGGGACACCGAAGCUUCUAGAUGACUUUUUUGUGCUGAAUAACAAGUCUAUGGUCUUGUUCUUGCAUUAACUACAGUAACACAAGCUUCUUUAAACCAAAAAAAAAAGGACCUGUGCCAUUAUUAGAAGUUUGUUUGCAGUGUACAAUAUCUAGUGGCAAAGACUCUUUUACCUUGUUUGUUAACACUGUCGGUUGUUUGCUUUUUAUUUCUGUAAGAAUUUUUUUUAAGAGGGAUACGACAGCUGGCCACUCUCCCUGGCAGGUCAUAGCGCUGCUGUGUCCUGUCAGGUUCAGCUGGCACCUGCAUUUUGCAGAGUAACCCCUUGGAAAUCCACCAGAUACAAAUUGAUAAACUGGAGUAGCCUUGAGAGGGACAGUGAGUAUAAAUUUCCCUUGCUGCUUAUAGUGCCUAAAGCAUGAAAAAACCGAUGUACGAGGUGAGCGUGCCUUGCAUUUUGCCAUGAGUUCUGCAGUAGUAAUGGAAAACAAAUUGCUUACAAGGAGGAAUUCUAACACUUGAAGUUUUUCCUUCUUACUAGGGACUUCCCCUGCUACAGCAGCAGGCAGCAGCUGUGGGGGAAUUGGAUCUCUUUCCCACAGACAGGUUUUUAAUUAAGUCACGCUCCACUUUUCAGUCUAGGUAAGACUGCCUCACUUCAGAGUGAAAGACAUCCUGAACUAGCUGACAUGAACUAUUUUAACUGACUGAGGGAUGACCCCAGCUCAAAACAUUUUCUCUGACUAGCCUGAACACUACUUGGGCAGAGCGGAUGAAUUUUAUCUGUGUGGGCUGCUCUGCUGGCGUUGGUCGAUGUUUGGGGAGCCCGCAGUUACAGGGGCUUAACUGCCAGCUGAACUGCCGGGCGGCGUGGUUGGGGUCUGCUUUGCAAUCAAGCUUGCGAGACCCUUGGAUCUGACUGAGGUUGUACUUAGAAAAACCACAAAACACUAAACCCAGACAACAUAACUGUUGCGUACAGCCCGGUGUCAGCACGCACCCUGCCUCUGCACUACAUGCUCCACAAAGGCACCCGGCCAGGCCGGAGAGGGCAAGCGCAGCUGCUUGGGAGAUGGGUGCGGAGGUCUGUGUGACCUGUGUGCUGGGAGAGUCCAUGCCGGAGCACCACGCUGCUGGUGAGGAGCAUCUCAUUGUGGCAAGGCUGUAGGCAACUGCUGCACGUGUGGCUUAGCAUGGGGGGCUGUGAGCUGCCACCAGGCACCUUACCCCCAGCAACGACAUCUGCUCUGUGAAGAGCCUCCUCUCUGGAGAGGCACUAAGAACAGGCUGGCGUAAAGCUCCAGCUACCCCAGGUACUGAACGCAGGAGGAGGUCCUGAAGCAAUCCUAGAUGAGAGCGAGCCAGAGGGUUUAGUGCAGGCCGGUUGUUUUUAAUACAGGGUGAUCCGAGACUCUGGAAUGCGUAUGAGCAGCAAAGGGUGCUUAGCCCAUCUAUAGUGACGCUGUGCCAGGAAAGCAUUCUUUGCAGCGGUGGGCUGAGUGCUGCUCUGCUCCCGACUGUAACUGUGCUUCGUUUUGAACACGGACCUUCCGCCUGUUCUAGGUGAAGUGUUUACUGUGCCCCCCGGUGUCGCUGCAGUUUGGGGUGGGGGGGAUACGUGGCCUUACAUGUAAGACAUCUGCAUCUCGAAUAGUGACGGUAGCGUCUGGUGCUGGUAUUAGGCAGGUAAGCUUCUGCCUGGAUACAUUUUGGUAACAUAUCAAGUUUUAUGCUUAGAGAAAGUUGUAUUCAUGAAACCUCCACUUCCCACCUUGUGUGAAAAGUAAUUCUGAAAUGGGGGGGGGGAGUGUCUUAUUGAUACUUAAGUUGCUAAGAUCUUGAUUCCGCUUCCAUACUAGAAAAAAAAAGUACACUACGUUUGUAUCAGGUGGUUACCUUAAAUCAUGAACGAUGCCCGUCGAGUCUCUCCCUAGCUUAGUUUACACUCGUUUGGCACAUUUAGAAGAGAUGCAGUGAUCAGAAACAAUGCAAGAAUGCAGCAGAUGCACGGCCUGAAUAAGCACAUCACUUAUGAAAUCAGCUGAGAGCAAUGAACUGGGAUAAUAGAAAUACACAGACUGAACUGUUUUUCCCCAGCACCUAAGCCAGUGUAUCACAAAGGAUGUGCCCUGGCCUGGUGCAUGUAAAGCUUGUCCCUACGGUGAGCUAUUGUUGGGUCAGAUCUUCAAACAAUGGCACUAAGCAGUACAACCUUCCCCCACUCAUCUCCGUAGCCCAUUACCUCAAAAAUCUAAUUAGUUCCUCCUGACCUGCUAGCAUUAACCUCUUCGCUCUCAUGUUUGAAAUGCUGAGUUUACAUACUCCAAGUGCCAUCGGAAUGGAUGGCAUGUAGGGAAGAGUAUGAAAAGAUUUGAAGAUCUGUCAUGUGUUGUUUCUCAAUAUUCAAGUAAAAUCUGCUUUUAGAAAAGGCGCCAGGUAAGGGGCGUAACAAUCCUGUCUGCAAAGCGCAGGAUCACUGAUGGUUUUUGGGGUUGGUUGUUUUGGUUUUGUUUUUUUUUUUUUUCGGUUGGGCAGUAAAUCAUUUUAACAGUUCAAUAAAUAUUUCUGAAAAACAAGUA
Molecule: messenger RNA, 4226 nt
Organism: Falco peregrinus (peregrine falcon)
Lineage: Eukaryota; Metazoa; Chordata; Aves; Falconiformes; Falconidae
Gene: RILPL1
Product: Rab interacting lysosomal protein like 1
Exons: 8
Coding region: 144-1292 (382 amino acids)
Biological process (GO): cilium assembly
Cellular component (GO): cytoplasm; ciliary basal body
Molecular function (GO): protein dimerization activity
Source: RefSeq, a predicted model, not a curated record